ACUACGUCAUCUUCGCCGGUCUGCGUUCUUGUUUACAUCUGGUUGUGUUUUGUGCAGGUUUGUAGCCGGUUAGCUGAAGGUGAGCGGAGGAGCUGCGCUUCUGUAUUCACCGGUUACGUGUUGGAGCUACGCUCCUCCCGGCUUGGCCACAUCGCUGCAUGUCACCUGAUGUCAAGAGGAAACUGGCACCUGAAUUAAAGGGACUAACCAGCUGGUUGAGUUGCGACAAAUGCUCUUUCUAAACCGGAUGGUGAAACCGUAUAGAGGAGAUCAGUCGUAAAAAGGGAACCGAAACGGGGCUGUCGACAUUCAGCCUCCUUCCCCCGGACGUGGAAAAAGCUAGCCGAGCUCCUUUCGUGUAAACUGGGCUGUGGUCCUCCUCCACCGGGAUGUCGGACACGGACGGUUCUCUUCCUCUGCUGAAGAGGCUCAGCUACGCGGUCGGGCACUUUCUCAAUGACCUGUGUGCCUCCAUGUGGUUCACAUAUCUGCUGGUUUUCUACCAUUCGGUGCUGGGAUUCCAAAACACGAGUGCAGGUGUGCUUUUGCUGGUCGGGCAGGUAGCCGAUGGCAUCUGUACGCCUCUUAUUGGCUACGAGUCGGACCGAAACCCCGGCUGUAGAAACUACGGCAAGAGGAAGACGUGGCAUUUAGUUGGUAAGUACACAACGUGACAAGUUAAAGGAAAAAGCAGAGCCCUGUGUCUCUCAUAUAUAAACAUCUAUAUAUGCAGAUGGAUGUGUGUC
Messenger RNA from Neolamprologus brichardi, 746 nucleotides. NCBI's taxonomy places the organism in Eukaryota, Metazoa, Chordata, Actinopteri, Cichliformes, Cichlidae. The record is from RefSeq and is a predicted model, not a curated record.